GCAAUGUAUAUCACUGUAUUGUUAUUUUUUAUGUUCGUUCCUGUGACCGCCCUCCGGGAUCCAAGGACGCUGACGUACGGUUUGCCCUGUCGACAGUCACUGCUGCCAGCUGGCAGCUGCCACGCAGUCAAGUCGUGUUCACUUUUCUUCCAAAACAAAUGCAGACUCGUCGCUAAAAAAAAAAAUUUCUUCAAUCCAUCAACCUCUCAACUUCCCGUAUUAGUUUUUGGUUUGCUGUCUGUGUGCUUUCUUCUACUGUUGAUGGUGUAGCAUGGUGUAAGUCCGCCCUUUUUGCUGUUGUAUGUGCUAGCCAAACGAUUGUCAAUAACACUACACUCUGUCAUUCACGGCAUACAAUGGUGUUUGAAGCAAACUGAUCGAUCAUGAAUGUACGGGCAUCACGCAGGCAUUCAUCGGCGGGUGUUGAGCAUUGUGUGCGGGUUGCUACAUGGGACGCCAAGGGCAGACGGCGAGAGCACGAAGUUCAUCUGUCGCCAACAUCAUCAAAACGAGAAAAAAGACAUGGGAAGAAAAGAGAAUCAAGAACAAGGUCCUCGCAGUUGAGUUUAAACAGCAUCUUUGUUGGAGAACUCAAGUCAAAGACGGCAAAAUUGCUACGAAGUCCGUUUACGAGAACUAAGAAGAGCGGAAAGAAAACACAGAAACGUGAGAGACCUCACACAAAAAUACAACGCCAACCAUCUUCAAGAGACACUAUGUCUCUAGAUCAUCAACAAUACCGGGAAAGAGAAUAUCAAGAAACAUCUGUGACAGCUGAGGCACCUUUGCUCUUCAACCCGGCCAUCACAGAUAGCCAGAGCCGCAAGAUUUCUUGCCCUGCACCUCUUCUCAAUUUGACAACGCCUCUACCUACCCCUCAACUUAAGUCAGGUAAUGAGAAUUCAAACUCGGUUCACGUCCCUGGACAUGCGCCAGUCGCUCGGAAAUUAUACGAGCUCCAUCAAGUCAUUUCUCGAAAAGAGCUUCAACUAGCAAAUGGCAAUAUGGACCAGCGUAUCAAGGAUGAGAUAGUUGAGCUACGAGCACAACUCAACGGCAUCUUAAACACAUUUGCAAAUCAACAGUCGCACAAAGCCCAACCUCCUAUCUUGAGACCAACAACAAACACCAGGGUUAAAAGUGGUAGCUACGAGUCUCCGCUCGGAAGUCCCAAGCCUACGAACACUGACUUUGAGACACUUGGUCCGUCAUCUAGGCGGAAAUGUGAUGAACAGUUGGAUCACGUCGAGAUUAAUCACCAUCUCUGCUCUGAUUGUGGAAAAGUGCGUGGUCUCGAUUUUCAUGCUUCUUAUCCAAAGCUACAAACGAGUCCAAAUGUGCAAAAUCUCUGUGGUGUUUGCAGACAAAAGCCAAUUGCAGUUGCCAACCUUUCAGAUCGUCACUUCUGUACUGGAUGUGGAAUAGUUCGGUCAAAGGCCUACCAAAAAGAACACCCAAAGAUGGCUGAUGAGGCUUCUCAGCCGAAUUAUUGCAGACAUUGCCAGAGACUGGCUGCUAAAGCUGCUGAUAUAUACGAACAAUCUGUUAUCAGCUCGCUGCCAAACAAGAUGGCGAAAACAACUCUUGAGGAUCCUUCUCGACUCACAAGGGAAGAAGCUGAAUAUCGCCGCCCCUAUGUUGAAGAUUCCAAAUCUGCCUCGUCCUCUGUCGCCGCCAGCGUCACAGCUGAGCAACAUGGAGUAGAUGUACACCCAGAAGCUCCGAUCGAUGACAACCCGAGUCCUGCCCCAAAGAACACAUCAUCUGGCUUCUGGAACGGUGCCUAUGGUAGGCCAGGCCCGUCCUUCCGAGGUGCCUUUAGCAAUGCAUCGUUUGCUUCUAGUACCAAGAGUAUUCCUCUAGAAAAUCGGGAACCUGAGCCUCUGCGAUCUGAUCCUUGGUCUGCAGACCGAGUCGGCAGUCGCUAGAGAAGAUCUGCUACCAACAGUGCUCAAACCGAAGAUACGAAACCAAAGAGAAAAACUGGUAUAUUUUCCUCUCCCCAUUGGAUGCCUUCAGGCCAAGAAUACUACAGCAAUCCCUCCAGCCCAACUGGCGAAACAUGGGCAACAGAGAACUCUUACAAAACUUACAGCCACAGAGACAGCUGGCGUAACACUUGCAAAUCGCCCAGAGGUGCUUGGAACUUCGCCAAUUCUACUCGUUCCAACUCGCCUGAUAGAGACAGCCAACCAAUCCCCAUCAUUGAAGAGCCACCUUCGCCGAUUCUCUCAGCUAUUCAGAGCCCUCUUCUUCUUGAAUUUAGCACUUUAUACAGUACCUCG
This is a messenger RNA of [Torrubiella] hemipterigena, 2285 nucleotides long. NCBI's taxonomy places the organism in Eukaryota, Fungi, Ascomycota, Sordariomycetes, Hypocreales, Clavicipitaceae. The record is from the annotation of a GenBank genome assembly.